AAUCAGGGGCCGCACACCCGCGCGGUCGAUCGCAAUGGCGGCGCCCAUCCGCCUUGCCUGGUCUCUCCUCGGCCGCGUCUCCCGCAUGCCCGCCUCGCCCCGCAGGAGGGUGACCUCUCUGCUCGUCGCUCUAUCCCUCCCGCGACCUGACCCUGGGAGCGGGGUCAAGGGUGACGGUUCUGGGGUCAGGGAUGACGGCUCGGGGGUCAGGGGCGACGGCUCCGGGGUCAGGGGCGACGGCUCGGGGGUCAGGGAUGACGACUCGGGGGUCAGGGGCGACGGCUCGGAGGUCAGGGGUGACGGCUCCGGGGUCAGGGGUGACGGCUCCGGGGUCAGGGGUGACGGCCCGCGGGAGGUGAGAGGUCACGGCCCGUGGUCGAGGGGUCACGCCGAUGGCCUCCCACGGGAGUUGAGGUGGCUGAUGGGGAGUGGUGGUGAGGAGCGGAGCGGUGAGGAGCGGAGCGGUGAGGAGCGGAGCGGUGAGGAGCGGAGCGGUGAGGAGCGGAGCGGUGAGGAGCGGAGCGGUGAGGAGCGGAGCGGUGAGGAGCGGAGCGGUGAGGAGGACUUUGGGGUGCCAAUGUUCGGGCUGAGAGGGGAGGCGGUGGAGGUGCUGGAGACUCCGCGGGAUUUCUACCGCGCCCUUCACGAAGGGAUCGGGACAGCUAAGAGGAGGAUCGUGAUGGCAUCACUCUACCUGGGAACGGGAGACAUGGAGACCAAGUUGGUGGAGGCGCUCCGCCAGGCGCUACGUCGCUCCCUAGCCAGCCCAGAUCCUCGACUCCACAUCCACGUCCUGCUAGACGCCACCCGUGGCUCACGCGGAUCCCCCAACUCAGUCUCAAUGCUUCUCCCUCUGCUGGACGAGGUGUCGGUACCCCCCGUGUCUCUCUCUCCCCGUGUCUCCCCCUCCCCGUGUCUCCCUCCCACCGGUGUCUCUGUCCGUGUGUCUCUCUACCACACUCCGGCACUCCGGGGUCUGGCGAGGCUCCUGCUGCCGGAGAAACUCAACGAGACGGUGGGGCUGCAGCACAUGAAGCUGUACGUGAGCGAUGACACAGUGAUCGUCAGCGGGUGAGA
This is a messenger RNA of Petromyzon marinus (sea lamprey), 1077 nucleotides long. The record is from RefSeq and is a predicted model, not a curated record. NCBI's taxonomy places the organism in Eukaryota, Metazoa, Chordata, Hyperoartia, Petromyzontiformes, Petromyzontidae.